Nycticebus coucang (slow loris) is the source of this 6761-nucleotide messenger RNA. RefSeq names its product EFR3 homolog B (gene EFR3B). Gene Ontology annotation, biological process: protein localization to plasma membrane. Bases 167 to 2620 code for a protein of 817 amino acids. The record is from RefSeq and is a predicted model, not a curated record. The transcript has 23 exons. Gene Ontology annotation, cellular component: plasma membrane. NCBI's taxonomy places the organism in Eukaryota, Metazoa, Chordata, Mammalia, Primates, Lorisidae.
UCCGUCCCGCCCGCGGCCGGCCCCAGCCCCUGCUCCCGCCCCGCCCGGCCCCCCGCCGGCUGCCGCCAGCCCCCGCCCCGGCUGUGAAUGAAAGACAGGCGCCGCCGGGGGCUGGCUGGAAACGACGCGGCGACGCCGGCCUCCGGGAGGCGCGCGCCCUGCCGAGAUGUACGGUGUGUGUGGCUGCUGCGGCGCUUUACGCCCCAGGUACAAAAGGCUGGUUGACAACAUCUUCCCUGAGGAUCCAGAGGAUGGCCUAGUGAAGACCAACAUGGAGAAGCUGACCUUCUAUGCUCUCUCAGCUCCAGAAAAGCUAGAUCGCAUCGGUGCCUACCUCUCUGAGAGGCUCAUCCGUGAUGUGGGUCGUCAUCGAUACGGGUAUGUGUGCAUCGCCAUGGAGGCCCUGGACCAGCUGCUCAUGGCCUGCCACUGCCAGAGCAUCAACCUCUUCGUAGAGAGUUUCCUCAAGAUGGUGGCCAAGCUGCUGGAGUCAGAGAAGCCCAACCUUCAGAUCCUCGGCACCAACUCGUUUGUGAAGUUUGCCAACAUCGAGGAGGACACCCCGUCCUAUCAUCGGAGUUAUGACUUCUUUGUGUCCCGAUUCAGUGAAAUGUGCCACUCGAGCCAUGAUGACUUGGAAAUCAAGACUAAAAUUCGAAUGUCAGGCAUCAAAGGUCUGCAAGGGGUGGUGAGGAAGACAGUGAAUGAUGAAUUGCAGGCCAAUAUCUGGGACCCACAGCACAUGGACAAGAUCGUCCCGUCGCUGCUUUUCAAUCUGCAGCAUGUAGAGGAAGCAGAGAGCCGGUCUCCCUCACCUCUCCAAGCACCAGAGAAGGAAAAGGAGAACCCAGCAGAGCUGGCUGAGAGGUGCCUUCGGGAGCUGCUGGGCAGGGCUGCCUUUGGCAACAUCAAAAACGCCAUCAAGCCGGUCCUCAUCCAUCUGGAUAACCAUUCUCUCUGGGAGCCCAAGGUGUUCGCCAUCCGUUGCUUUAAAAUCAUCAUGUACUCAAUUCAGCCGCAGCACUCCCACCUGGUUAUCCAGCAGCUCCUGGGCCACCUGGACGCCAACAGCCGCAGUGCCGCCACCGUGCGCGCUGGCAUCGUGGAGGUGCUGUCAGAAGCUUCAGUCAUCGCGGCCACCGGCUCUGUGGGGCCCACGGUGCUGGAGAUGUUCAACACGCUGCUGAGGCAGCUUCGGCUCAGCAUCGACUACGCCCUGACCGGGAGCUACGACGGGGCCAUCAGCCUGGGCACCAAGAUCAUCAAGGAGCACGAGGAGCGCAUGUUCCAGGAGGCGGUGAUCAAGACCAUCGGCUCCUUCGCCAGCACGCUGCCCACUUACCAGCGCUCCGAGGUGAUCCUCUUCAUCAUGAGCAAGGUCCCGCUGCCUUCCCUGCACCACCCGGUGGAGGCGGGGAGGACAGGGGAGAACAGGAGCCGUCUGACCCAGAUUAUGCUGCUGAAAUCCCUCCUUCAGGUAUCCACAGGUUUCCAGUGCAACAACAUGAUGUCAGCGCUGCCCAGCAACUUCCUCGACCGCCUUCUCUCCACUGCCCUCAUGGAGGACGCAGAAAUCCGUCUCUUCGUUCUAGAGAUUCUCAUCAGUUUCAUUGAUCGUCAUGGCAACCGCCACAAGUUCUCUACCAUCAGCACUCUCAGUGAUAUCUCUGUCCUGAAGCUGAAAGUGGACAAGUGCUCCCGACAGGACACCGUCUUCAUGAAGAAGCACUCCCAGCAGCUCUACAGACACAUCUACCUUAGCUGCAAGGAGGACACCAACACGCAGAAGCACUACGAGGCCCUGUACGGCCUGCUGGCGCUCAUCAGCAUCGAGCUGGCCAACGAGGAGGUGGUGGUGGACCUCAUCCGCCUGGUGCUGGCUGUCCAGGACGCGGCCCAGGUCAAUGAGGAGAACUUGCCUGUGUACCACCGUUGUGCCCUGUAUGCCCUGGGUGCCGCCUACCUGAACCUCAUCAGCCAGCUCACCACGGUGCCUGCCUUCUGCCGGCACAUCCACGAGGUGAUAGAGACCAGGAAGAAAGAGGCUCCAUACAUGCUCCCAGAGGAUGUGUUUGUGGAGAGGCCCAGGCUGUCUCCAAAUCUUGACGGAGUGGUGAUUGAGUUCCUCUUCCGCCAGAGCAAGAUCAGCGAAGUCCUGGGGGGCAGCGGCUAUAAUUCAGACAGGCUCUGCCUGCCCUACAUCCCUCAGCUGACAGAUGAGGAUCGCUUAUCCAAGAGGAGGAGCAUUGGAGAGACCAUCUCGCUGCAGGUGGAGGUGGAAUCGAGGAACAGCCCAGAGAAGGAGGAGCGAGUGCCUGCUGAAGAGAUCACCUAUGAGACGCUGAAGAAGGCCAUUGUGGACAGUGUAGCGGUCGAGGAGCAGGAACGUGAGCGACGGCGACAGGUGGUAGAGAAGUUCCAGAAGGCCCCCUUUGAGGAGAUCGCAGCACACUGCGGGGCCCGGGCUUCACUGCUCCAGAGCAAACUCAAUCAGAUCUUUGAAAUCACCAUCCGGCCUCCUCCAAGUCCUUCGGGAACCAUCACCGCAGCCUACGGUCAACCGCAGAACCAUUCCAUCCCCGUCUAUGAGAUGAAGUUUCCCGAUCUGUGCGUUUACUGAAUUCCAAGAGGGAGAGCUCCUCAGGGGGAUGGAGUCUGAGGAAGAGGCUCCCCCUCACGCCCACCCGACCACCUGGAAAUCUAGCUGGGAUCUCUGAGAAAAAGCCACUGGAGGCAGUGGCUGCCCCCCAGCUGAGCAAAGGUGGAGAUGCUCUGAUCCUUGUUGGCCCUCGGACCCCCCCAUUGCCCGCCCAGAGGGAGAUCCAGCCACCUGCCCCUGCGCGGCCAAUAAGCAUCUCACCUGUGCCCUUUGUCUUCUCUUUUGUGUCCCCGGGGCAGGGAAACAUGGGGUGACUCCGGACAGCAGUGAGGGACUGAGAAGCUCCUGCCUGGGGUGCUGAAUCAGGGGUGCAUCUGCCACUCCCCGGAAGAGGGGACUAGAUGGGGACUUGUUGAUGGAAGGAUGCUGUAGGCUGAGGUCAGGAGGAAGCAAGGAAAGCUCACCUAGGAAAGGCCUGGCACCUGAGCAUCCCCUCCCACCCGUGCUGUGUCUCCCACUCCCUCGCUCCCUCUCCAGUCACCUGUUUGUGUUUCUUUUUCCUGUUAUAAUAGGAGCUGGGGUAGAGAGAGCAUGGGGGGGACUGCACGGGACGGGAUGCCGGUGGCCGUGGAUAGAGCGAGUCCCUGCCCUGCUGCAGCAUCUUGUCACCUCCAUUGUUCAGAGGGAGCUUUUACAGCCCCCCACACCCCUGUCAAUCUGUGUCUUCUGGGUGUUUUUCUGAGUGGGCUUCUUUCGGGUCUCUUUUUUCUGAGAGUCCCGAGGUAUUCCUAGAGCCUCUGGGUUGAGGCAAGGCAGAACAAGAAAACUCAGGUGCAAAAAGGGAGGCACUUCGGGACCUGAGGGCUGUUCGCAUCCCCUCCCAUGGAGGAGGCCCCAGCAGGUUGGGGGGCCUCUGGGGCUCAAGGAUGUCUGAAGUCAAAGUCACCUUUUGGAUAUUCCAUCUGAGGAAAGAAGGAUCUAGCACCUGCUAUUGGAAUGAUGUCUUCACUCUGGAUGAAGUCUGGGACAUCGAUACCAUCUGGCAACUUCUGUGGCCUGGAAGAGGCAGUAGAGACCCCCAUGAGUUCUGAGUUUCCAUCGUCCCUGUCUCUGUAUGUAACUGACAAGUACAGAAAGGAGCUGACACACAGCCAAUGCCUCCCAGAACCUCACCUGGGCCCCCUCCUGUGGCAGGGCACUGUGGUCCAAAAUAAUCUUUCUUUCUCCUCCAAUCAAACUCCCCAUAAGUUUUCUGACCCUAUAUAACUCACAGUAAGGUGUGAAUGGUCAAAUGUUCCCUCCCUGGAGAGCUUGCUUUUUAAAAGACACAGAGUAAAUAGAUUUCUUAACUCAAAGGAAUUUUUUAUUUUUUAAUUUUUAGAGAUGGGGGUCUUGCUAUGUUGCUCAGGCUGGCCUUGAACUCCUGGGCUCUAGCAAUCCUCCCACCUCAGCCUCUUGAGUAGUUGAGAAUUUCCUUUUAGGGCACAAUUUCAGGCAUUUCUUAGGACACCCUUAAAUUACACUCCUAUACAUGGUAGAUUCAGCCCCCCACAAUGCACAGGUAGAACGUGGUUACCGGGAUAGAUGGAUGUAUUUUCCACCUUCAAGGAGAAUCUUAACACAUGCACUUCCCAUGAUAUGUGCAAUAAAUUUCUUGGGGAGAGGUCUACUGACCCUCACUGCUGUUGUUUCCACACUUCAGAUGAAGCUCUUCGCCUGGUCACCAUCUUGGUGCUGAGGGCACGUGGCUUCCAGGUGGCCUGUGUGAUUGCAGGGCUCAGGCACGGAGGCUCCUGCCCACCCCCAUGGCUUUCGGCUAUGCUUCAUGGCAUUUUGGCUUAUGCUCAACCCAAAUUUACAAGCAUGAGCUUAGAUUUCUCUUUAGUAUUUUCAUAUUAAGAAACCAAGUUUAAAAUAACACACUUGAAGGCAAAUAACCUUUGGAAGAAACUGUAAAGAAAAUCUAAAUCUUGAGCCACAGACACGUCUCUCCUCACUGGGCCCUCCCAUGUCUCAUCGUAUGCUUGCUUUGAUGCCAGACCUGUCUCUUCAUCGUGUCCACGUGAUGUCAAGCUCCACUGCCAUGGCAUCUUCACCCUAAGCACUACCUGUGGGGCCCUGGAACUUGGGAGUCACUUUCCUGGAGUGUCUUUCUAUAGAAUCAGAGACUGUAGGAAUCUUCAGCUGUCUCUAUUCCUCCAGGGAAGAGAGAGAGAGAGAAAGUACAGGUUCCCAUUCUACAUAGAUUUGACCACUAUUUCCUCUCCAUCAACCCAUGAGAGGCUUUCCUUUGCAUCACCACUGUUUAGCAAGGAUGAGCUUCUUUUGGAGGACUGGCCUUUUUUUUUUUGAGUUUCGGUUUAAACUUACACUCAGUAGCAUACCAGGCUGCCCGCUGACAUGGCAUGAAACCUGGAUUCUGGCCAUACCUCAGAAUCAGAAAGGUUAAGUUGGGUGUUGACUGGAAUGAAAAAUUAAAUGGUAAAUUCAAUAAUCUCCUUUACCACACCACCACGAGCCCUGGGACAGUGACGAAGCAGAGUUUGAUGGUAUCUAGAGGGGAAGAAGGUGCCCGGGCUGCUGGCAUCCCUGUGUCCUGCCUUCCGAGCCUCCUGACAUCUGUGGUGCCCUUCUCUGUUGUCACUUGGAGCCAAGAGGAGCCAUUGAGCUGCUCCCAAAGCCGCUGGGGACUCUGGCUUUGCAGGGCGGGGGCAGGGUGGUGAGCAGCUGGCCGACAGAACCCAGCAGGCAGGAAUGUGCUGGAGAUUCCAAGUUCCCUCCAUGUGGUUGAGUCCGCAGAUGCAUGAGCGUUGGGUCAGCGAAGGCACCAACAAGGGCUGCCGUGGUUUUUCUUGCAGUGGGGCUCCCAGGGCCCCGUGCCUGUUUCCAUUUUCCUCUCUCUUUAUAAAGCAGAAAUAAGUGUUUUCUUGUCUCAUAUACAGCCUUCUCACCAGAGAGGGAGACCCAGCAGGUCAGAAGAAGAACCAGAAAAGUCCUCCAGUUAUGCCCCUCUAGCCAGCCCCUGGCCCUGUACACAGAUGUAAAUGGACGAGCAGGAGAGGGUGGGCCUGGGACCCUCUGAAGCACUUGAAGAAGCACAAAUGUUGUGUCUGUGCUUCCCCUUUGCCUUGCACAUUCUGGAUCCCAUAGAACAGGUUUCAAAUGGACUAGGAAUCAAACAGCUCUGAGGUUCCUCUGAAUGGCUCAAAGGCCAAACCUCUGGGCUCCUCUGAGGCCCUGGGUCCGAUGCUUUGCAGUUGCUUUCCAAUCUGGCUGCAGAGAGUGCAGCUGAGAAGCAAGACUGUUUUUCCCAGUUUCUCUUUAUGACCAGAAAAUGGCAGCUGGCCAGUUGGGGGGGCCCAUGGGAAAAGACUAGACUUAAUGCUGUUAGGCUGAGUAUUAGGUUUAAAGGUAGACAGGGAGAUGCCCAGCAUCUCACGUGGGCAGUCUGUGCCCACUUUCUGCGACCCCAGGCCCUGGCAAGCAGGCUGUGCUGACAAGGCAUCCUCCUUACAGCUAGGGAGAAGAUUUAGGGCGGCUUGUGUUUCGUUAUCCCCUUCUGGCCUAGGUCUGAAGAGGGAUGGUCGUGGUGGGCUUGCCUAGAGUCUGGCUAGCUGGGGAAGUGGGAAGGGAUAGGGGCAGCGGAAGGGCUUUGUGGCCCUGCUGGGACCAGAAGGCAGUUUUCUGUGCUGUCCUUUAGCACCACUGGGCUGACCAGGUCUCCUCCCCUGCAGGGACCACAGGGCUUCACAAGCCCAUCUCGUGCCCCUUUGAGCUCUUCCUCCAUGACUGUAGAUCCAGGCACAUGGAGUGCAGAGUUGUAAAUCCGCAAAUGCUGCAGCCCAGACGUCGGCACGUGUUUGUGUGCAUUAAGACUCCAUGACUGAGUGGGUGCGCCCGUGUUUGUAAUGUAGUUUGUUGUCGACCGUAUAUGUAUAUAGUAGCUGGCGUGUUUAUACGUGAGUGCAGAAUUAGUGCCUGUGGCAGUUUUCUGUAUUUUAAACUCAUUGAAUCAUAUUCAUUUUCUUUUAGGGGAAGGGAAAGAGGGGAAUGGGAAGAAGUGUAGGUAGAAGGACUCUUAGCACACUCAUUCUUUAGGACUAUUAGUCGGAAUUUCCCAAUGAGCCUCUGUGAUGCCCUUUUCAAAUAAAUGUUAAUGUUA